AUGACUGCAAACGCCCAAGACCCUGACACAGGCUCAGCUUCAAAACAAGCUGACUACACCAAGAAAACUACAUACACUGGAUUUCCGGUGAGCUACGAAUCACUGCCUGCUUCAGGUUUGACUUCCGUUCAUGAAUCUCCUUCUUAUAUGAGAAGAGUAGAAUCACAGGUAUUUGAAGAUGCAACAGACUCGCCUGAACACGAUCCAGCAAACAGCCCAGCAGAUGAGUCAGGUGUGACUCCAACAACAAUCGGCUGGAUUGUGAGAAGAUGCGGCCUGAAACGUUGGGCGCCAGAGGAGAGCUCAGACUUGCCCAUUUGGGAUCCAGCUCUGCGUCCAUUGCUUCCAUCUUGUGAACCUAGUGCUACCGAAGGGUCGCGUGGAGACAAUUUGUUUGAUUUACCUCAGUCAUGGAUUGACUUCUACUGCAGGAACAGGAUUUACUUCAAUAUUGGAUAUGCGAUUUCGGUGCUUAUCAUUGUGGGUGUGCUGUACUUCACUGGGAAAGACGAGCUGUUGGCUCAGUUAGCAAGGGCUUUCUUGUGUUAUAUUGGACUUGUUCCAGAGGUUUGUCCCGGUAGAACACGUCCUAGCGUUUAG
Messenger RNA from Kuraishia capsulata CBS 1993, 600 nucleotides. RefSeq lists its product as uncharacterized. Bases 1 to 600 code for a protein of 199 amino acids. Lineage: Eukaryota; Fungi; Ascomycota; Pichiomycetes; Pichiales; Pichiaceae. The record is from RefSeq and is a predicted model, not a curated record. The transcript has a single exon.